Messenger RNA from Didymosphaeria variabile, 807 nucleotides. RefSeq lists its product as uncharacterized. Lineage: Eukaryota; Fungi; Ascomycota; Dothideomycetes; Pleosporales; Didymosphaeriaceae. The transcript has 2 exons. Bases 1 to 807 code for a protein of 268 amino acids. The record is from RefSeq and is a predicted model, not a curated record.
AUGCACUGCUCUCACACCAGCGAAACCAACGUCCUCCUAUUCGGCCUACUACCUGACGAGUUUGAUAUCAUAUGCGACGAGCUUUCUACGUCGCCUCAACUCUCCGCAUGCCCGACGUUUAUUCCUGUAUGCCUCAUUGACAUGGUAAACGAGAUCAUCGAGCAUGACCUCGAGAGCGGCCGCAUCAGGACGCACAAUAUCAUGCUCGAGCUUGGCAUGGGCAAAUCGGGAAGUGAAGGCGUCUACGUCGAUUGUAGCCUCCAUCACUGCGACUUUGUGCCCAUUACACGUGCGCUAACUGGGCUGACGGCGAAUUUGGCGAAGUGUGAACUGGCUUGCGAAGCCCAUACACUUCUGCUAGAUCAGAUGGACAAGCAGCAUGAAAAGUGGCUCAAUGACCUGGACGACGAACAAAGACGUAGGAUCAGUAAGCAUGCAAGCACGCUGCAGAAACGGAGCAAUAACUUGAGAGAAUGGAUGCAGGCGAUGAAACCAAGAACAAAGUAUCUCACGCAGCGAUCGCAAGCAUACGUGUCAACGGUGUACAGUCUCAUGGCUCAGAAAGACAACGCUCUCAACAUGCAGACCGCCGAGGCCUCCCUCAAUCUUUCUCGAGCGAGCUUCAGAGACAGCGCCUCCAUGAUCGCUAUCGCCGAAGACUCCAAGCAAGUCGCGCUAGCUACGUCUAAGGACAGCUCUUCGAUGUUUAUCAUCUCCGCUCUGACUCUCAUCUUCCUUCCGCCGACGUUCACCGCUGUAUGUCGCCAUUCAUUAGCAUUGCACUCGUGUUCAUCACUGAUGGCGUAA